UCUGAGUGUCAGACCUUUUGAGUUUGGUCUCUCAGCUGCUUGGAGAAUGUGAGACUGAGCUUUUGACUUGUAAAUCAUUCAAAGCUGAACACACACCUGAAGUUAAACUUUAUUCUGGCUCCACUAAGACAUGAUGGAAAUUGUAUUUUUGCUGCUCCUCUUCUGUCACAUCGCAUCUUCAGCCAAACACUCCACAAACUUUUACCUCAUGAUAUCUUCUGGAGAUCCAAGCCUCCCUGAUUAUGUGGGCGUGGCAGACUUUGAUGAAGUUAGGAUGAUGUACUACAACAGCAACGUGAAAAUACUGGAACCCAGACACGACUGGGUGAGAAAAUUAAUUCAGGAUGAUCCACAGCACUGGGAAAGGAUUGCUGUGGACGGCAUACAUUACGAGCAGCUCUUCAGAGUUGAAACAGACAGUUUCAAGCAGCACUCAAACCAAACUGGAGGUGUUCACAUUAUCCAGCAGAUUCUGGGCUGUGAAUGGGAUGAUGAGACUGAAAAGGUUGUUGGUUAUAAACAAUAUGGUUAUAACGGAGAAGACUUCCUGACAUUUGACCUGGAGACAGCGACAUGGAUCGCUGCAAAUCCACAGGCUGAAAUCACCAAACGGGAGUGGGAUGGAAAUACAGCUGGCAACGAGUUUUGGAAGAGCUUCCUCGUCGACAUUUGUCCUGUGUGGCUGAAGAAGUAUUUGGUCUAUUGUUUUGUUUUGUUUAACUAUCCAGAGCGUCCCUCAGUGUCUCUCCUCCAGAAGACUCCCUCCUCUCCACUCAGCUGCCACGCUACAGGUUUCUACCCUGACAGAGCUGAGAUGUUGUGGAGGAAAGAUGGAGAGGAGCUUCAUGAGGACGUGGAGCACGGAGAGAUCCUCCCCAACCAUGAUGGAACCUUCCAGAUGAGUGUUGACCUGAACAUUUCAUCUGUCACACCUGAAGACUGGGGGAGGUAUGAAUGUGUGUUUCAUCUCUCUGGUGUGAAGGAGGACAUCAUCACCAAACUGGACAAAGCAGUGAUCAGGACCAACUGGGGUAAAACUGGCAUUAGAAAUGAUGGAGAGGAGCCCUGUUGCAUGACUGUCCCCAUCAUUGUUUCAGUGACUCUUCUUGUUGUCAUCCUCAUCAUCUCUGCUGUUGGAUUUGCUGUUUACAAAAAGAAAAAAGCCGAGCGCGCUUCAUCUCCUCCGGUCCACAACUCUGAACUCGCUGAGAGACUGAAUCCAGAAACCUGAUCGACAAACACGUGAUCCUCCACACAGUGAAAAAUUCACUCCUCUAGUUCAACAGACUUUGAACUGAGAUUAUUCAGCCAUUCACUGUAAUAUGUUUGUGUUACAUUACAGCUGUGAACAAAAUCCCUGAUUGAAAGCUGGUUUCCUACAACCAGCCAUGGCAGCUUUACAUGGAGAUAAACGAGGCUAUGAAGAGAAAGAAUGAGCUGAACCAGGCACAUUUAUUCUGUUUUUAUCUGAUAAUUCUUUCCACCUCUUUUCAGUUGAUGUGUCUCUUGGCAAAAAUCACAAAAAUAUACGUUAUCCGACUUACCUGCACUUACAUGUCAUUUUAUGAGAAAGUCAGAUGUCUUUUGUCUGUUUUGUCCAAAGUUGUUGGAACAUUUUUCAAGCUUUUGUAAUAUAAAUAAUUAGAAUAAGUACAGAAGCUGCACCAAGACAUUUCCUCUGAGUCGAGUGUCAGAUUCAUGCAGUUUCAUUGUGAUUGUACUGUUACUGUGUUUUUCAAUAAACUCUGUGAUAUUAA
This is a messenger RNA of Toxotes jaculatrix (banded archerfish), 1757 nucleotides long. RefSeq names its product major histocompatibility complex class I-related gene protein-like. Gene Ontology annotation, cellular component: external side of plasma membrane. Gene Ontology annotation, biological process: immune response. Bases 131 to 1231 code for a protein of 366 amino acids. The record is from RefSeq and is a predicted model, not a curated record. NCBI's taxonomy places the organism in Eukaryota, Metazoa, Chordata, Actinopteri, Toxotidae. The transcript has 7 exons.